Messenger RNA from Centropristis striata (black sea bass), 2738 nucleotides. It is a transcript of the gene il1rl2, whose product is annotated as interleukin-1 receptor type 1. The record is from RefSeq and is a predicted model, not a curated record. Lineage: Eukaryota; Metazoa; Chordata; Actinopteri; Perciformes; Serranidae. The transcript is spliced from 12 exons. The coding region runs from base 306 to 1946 and encodes 546 amino acids. Gene Ontology annotation, biological process: signal transduction.
ACACUCUUUAAGUCUUUAUUUAAUUGGGAAAAUAAAGAGCUGUCACUUUCAUACCUGAAACACAUUAGCUCUGAUGGCCUAUAUUUAAACUAAAGCUCUGUAGAGCUGAGGGUGAAUCAUUGCGGUGUACCUAAAAUGCAAAACAAGUGAUACUUUUUUUCAGUUGAGUGGAAAUUUCAUGCAGGGGUUAGUGGAACAGUAUGAAAUGAUGUGAAGAAAGCAGGACGGAAAACCCAGCAGCUCCUCAGAAGGUUAGUGCAAGACACAGGCAGCUGAAUUUAAGUCUCAACACUCUACCUGGGACAAUGGCAGCGGGAGGCUGGAUCUUCUUGCUGGCUGCAAUGGUGUCUCUGAAGAUCACUCUUGGACAUAACCACAGUGGGGGGACAGACACCUACCAUGUGAGUGUCGGCCAUCUCUUUCUGCUGCGCUGCCUCUUUGCUGACGCCCACACCAGCGUGACCUGGAGCAGAGGAGGGGGGUACAACCUGCCCACCGGAGUGGAAGUCAGAGACGGGUUACUGUGGUUUCUACCUGUUCAGAUGUCUCAUAAUGGAUUGUACACCUGUGAGAAAAGGGACAAGAAUGGAUUAUCAUCUAGGGUCACGUAUGGGGUGUCAGUGUCCAGUGCAGAGUGUCCUGAAACACUGGAGACGGUUCCCAUCACCGAUGGAGGUCUUCCUUGCAAACAGACAGAGAUCUUCAAAUUGAAUAACACAAGAAACAUACGAUGGAUGAAGGAUUGCCAGCCAGUGGAGAAACCCAUCUCGUUAGGAAAGAACGGUUUCAUGAGACUGUCUUCAGCCACAGAGAGGGAUGCUGGGAAAUACACCUGCCUGGUAGACGUCAGCGUGGACGGCAGGAAGUACACGGCUGCACGCAGCAUCCAGCUGACGACAGGCCAAUGUUCACUUUUUGACGAGCCUAAGGUGGUGUUCCCUCAGCGGGAAGUGGUUGUGGUAAAAAAGUAUCAGAGUGCAGAGCUAAAUUGUUUAGCCCUCAUUGGCCACUGUGAGGACAAUGAGACCGUUAUGUAUUGGACUGUUGGCGAGGCCUAUGUUGAGGACCACAAGGAACUUAAUGAAACUUCAAAAUUUACUUCCGACAGAGGCAGAGUGUACGGCCAGUCCACUCUGUCCAUCCCUAAAGUUCUUCCUCAGUUCCUGAAUGUCCCCAUUUCAUGCUACGUAUCAAACUCAGCUGGAAGCGGUGUCGGCGUGGUGUGGCUUCAAGAAGCUGACCACAGUGCCCUCUACACCAGCUUGGCUCUCUGCCUCGCCACCUCCCUGGCUGUUCUGGCCCUGGCCGCUGCCUUCCUCUUCUUUAAAGUCGAUCUGGUGUUAGUUCACAGAAAACUGCUCAGACGUUUUUCCAAACAACAAGCUCUGGACGGGAAGUUCUAUGAUGCUUAUGUGAGCUUCCUCCAACCCAACACGCUGAGUUCAGCUGAUACGGAAAGCUUCGCCCUGCAGAUCCUUCCUGAGGAGCUGGAGAGAAAACAUGGCUACUCGCUGUACAUCAGAGGACGUGACGACUGCCCUGGAGAAGCUGUGCAUGAUGUCAUUGCCACUACAGUGCGACAAUGCCGCAGACUCAUAAUCAUCCUGUCACCUACAAUAAAAUCCUCCACUGAUACCACAACAGAGGAUAGCUUGUUGCAUGAUAAUCAAAACCAACUGUGCUAUGAGCAGAAAGUUGGCCUCUACGACGCUCUGACUCAGAACGACCCUCGAGUGAUUCUGGUGGAAAUUGGUAGUCCGGUGGAUUAUGGUGUCCUACCAGAGUCUCUGCGUUAUAUCAAGAGGAAACAAGGAGCUCUGAAGUGGAAGAAAGCCUCCCUUCGAACCCACAAACUCCCCAAAUUGCACUCAAACAGAAGCUUCUGGAAGAAUCUGAGGUACCACAUGCCCUCAGUGCCUUCAAGGAGACUUCAGACUAUUGUUUAACUCAAAGAAGAGUUUUUUUCUCUGGAAUUUUUUUCUCAUCAUUUUGUUAAAGACACAUGAAGUUUACUGUACACAAACAAGAUUGGGCUUACUGGCAGCCUGCACAGUUAAGUUCACUUUGUGUGCAAUCAGGUCACAAAGUUUUCUGCUGGAUUCCUUCGUGAGACAUAACAGGAAUACUUUACUGACGACACAGUUUUGCUCCACAGAUAACAGACUUUAAUCUUGUUCUUCAGAAUAAAGGAGUCACCAGUAUAUUAUUUAUUAUUUAUACAUUACUAAUGUUGUUGAUAUUCAAGGCUGCUGUGUUUUGGACCCUAUUUGAUUGUGAGUCAUUAUGGCGAAAAUGGGAUCCUGCAGACGAAUACUUUAGUGGAAACUACAACACAAGUGUUACGUAGUAUUUUGCCAGUUGUUUAUAUUUCUGUCAACAUGAUAGAGUCACGACUGAAACUCUCAAGAUGUGAAGUUGAGAUCAAAUGAAGGCAGAGUUUAGAGAUGUGGACUAGUGUUCGACCCAUACAGGUUUUCACUGGCUUUUGUUGAUAGCAGCAAGGUUUUUAUAGUUAACGAAAACUAACAAAGUAACCAAAACUAGGAUUGAAAAAAAGCAUUUUUGUUAACUAGAAGAAGUAAAAGUUAAAAUGUUUUUUGAAAAACAAUAACUGACUGAAACUGUAUUGUGUGGUGACAUUACUAACUAAAACUAAAAUGUCCUUCGUUUCCGUCUAUGUCAAUUUUUUCAUACAUAAACCUCUUUGGUUGAUAUGAAAUCUAUUUAUUUAGCUCUGA